Folsomia candida is the source of this 7850-nucleotide messenger RNA. RefSeq names its product AF4/FMR2 family member lilli. NCBI's taxonomy places the organism in Eukaryota, Metazoa, Arthropoda, Collembola, Entomobryomorpha, Isotomidae. The transcript is spliced from 16 exons. Gene Ontology annotation, cellular component: super elongation complex; nucleus. Gene Ontology annotation, biological process: regulation of gene expression. The coding region runs from base 725 to 4717 and encodes 1330 amino acids. The record is from RefSeq and is a predicted model, not a curated record.
CGAAGAAAAAAAAACUGAUCAGAGAGGAGAAGAGGAAUAACGAGGAGAGGAGUAGUAAAGUCAAAAAGUAAGGCCCAGAGAAGUGUAUGUACGAGCAGUAGUAAGAGGACCAUCAUCACAUCAGUUCGUGAGGACGACAGGCAGGGGAGAGAGAGAUGAUGAUAAUUUUAAUCAGUAAUUAUUGACAGGGGGACUCCUAUUACUAUUAUUAUUUGUGUGCUAACCCUUUCCAUUAUUUUAUGUUCCAUUCUUUCAUUCAAACUGCAAUACAUGCCCACCCAUCCACACCCGCACAUGACUCGGUGAAAGUUCGACUUUAAUGUUUUGAUACAUUACAUCACAUCAUAUUGUACAUUACCAGUAAGUAACAAUGCCAUAUAAAAAAGUUAUUGUUGAUUUUUAAUAAUCGUUCGUUUUUGAAGACUGAUCACCAGAGUGAUUGCAAGAAAUAAAAAACAAAGUGAAGAAAAGGUCAACGGUGGGUGGUUGGUUUCAUUCAACUACGACAAAUACGACAACAACAUAGCAAAACACGAUUGAUACAUCUCUCACCUGUUCUACUAUUUUUGUUCUCUAACAUUUUUUGUGCAAAUUGAAAAAUAAGUUUGUAUUGUUGUCUUGUGGAAAAAGUGAGUUGCUGGACUGCCAAAGCAGCAGGCUUGUAUUGGCUCAAUGCCUCUGUCGCGUUUUCUCGUUAUCGACAUACUCACAGCAGCGAUCAACUAUGCUGAGAGGCUCUUCUCGUCAUGAUGGCAUUCCUAACAAGCAAUCCGCCAAAGAUCCAGAUAGGGACAGGCAAAGGGAGCAACAGCGAAAGGAGAGAGCACAAAUGCUUCCAGAUGAUAAAGAAAUUCAUGCCGGAACUCAUGAUUUGUUCAAUGCACCCGUUAAAGUUAAACCAUCUAUUGAAGACACAACAAGCCUCCAAAUUCGAAACAGUUUGGGAAAUUUUGAGCCGAUUCGGCGUUUGAUGGAAUAUCCUGGAACCUCUCAACCACCACAAGCACAAAUACAACAAACAUUUUUAACUGGCCCUGCUGCUGCUGCUGCGGCGGCGGAUCGAGGAUAUCAUUCUGUAACGUCAGCAAGUAGUGCGCUAGCACCGCAUCGUAAUACUAAUCAUAAUAUUCACGACCCUCCAGCACCACUUCCACCAUCAUAUCGUCCCCCUCCAUCUUCGUCGUCACUAAAUUCAUUCCCUCCGACUAUACCCCCCGAGUCGAACAGUACCAAAAGUCAUUAUCAACAACGCAAUCUCUAUCACGUUAACCAUCAUCCGAGCAGUGGUGUGGUUAGCAAUAAUAUCAAUUCUAAUAGCAGUAAUACUUCAUCAGCAUUUUCAUCCUCCUCUUCUUCCAACACUGGCUCCACCAGCGGUAGCCUGUUAUCAACAAACAGUAACUUCCGUGCGUCUAAUAAUCACCAUCAACUAAUUCCUCCAAUCUCCAAAGUGCCACAACAAAAUCAACCCCCGUCGUUGUUAUCUACUUUGAAUGCAACAACGGUUUUUAAUUCAAACUCAAGUAACAAUCCUCCAGCUUUGACAACAACCGUGCCCUCCAUUUCCCUCAACAACUCCGGACCAAUACUCAAUAGAAGUCCAAAUUUUAACAGUAACAAUAAUCAACAAGUGAAACCAAAAUACACAACACAUCCUGCAUCAUUCGGUGUAAAUUUUAACGACACGCAACAAACUAUUAGUGGCGUUGAGGUGAAAGUGGAUGGUGCAAGUGUCCAGACCACUACUGAAAGUUCAGUAUUUAAUAACAAUGAACGGUUUUCCAAUCGCAGUAAUAAUAGUAUUCGAGAUCCCAAGUGUAAUAAAACUGUGGUUCCACAUAACAAACCCGCACCUGAGCGAGCGGAUAGUCAGCUUACACUAGAGAGUAUUUUGAAGGAAAUGACAGAUGUCAUCCCUCCAUUGACUGCUAUACUUACGCCUGUUAAAGAUAACAGCAAAAGAUUACCUCCACGGAGGUCGUCCAAAAGCGAGGAGAAAAUAGUACAAUCAAUUAUCGAUAGCGGCAUGGCCAAGAUCCCUUCGCCAGUCCCCAGAAUGGAGUCUAGCGCCGAAAGUAGCUCAAGCGAGUCCGACUCUGACUCCGACUCUGAAGAUUCUGCAAGCAGUGGAAGCCGUAUGGAUGAUGAUAAAGCCGACACCCUGGGUUCAUCGUCUAAUCCAAAUACGGGCUCUCCCACUACAAAGUGGAAUCUAUCCUCAUUUCUGAAGAAUGAAAAUAUUGUCGCUAAACCGGUUACAAAGUCCCCUAAGGACAAUAUCAAGUCCAACUCUUUCAGUUCUUUGGAUAGUUCCGAUCCUAUGGUCGACGAAUUCGGCAUGCUUAUCACUGAUAGAACUGAUAGUGUGACUUCCACUGUGUCCAAUAAGAAUCAACCCCCUCCUAGCCCGGUAGAAAUUGCACCAACGUCUGUUGCUCUUGAAACCCGUGCUAAAUUAGCAGCUCGAACUACUAGAGGAUCUUCAAACUCGCGACCAGAACCCCACAUUCCAGUAAAGCCAACUCCACCCACCAUUCCCGUGAAAGUUGCUUCGGCGCAAUCCAAAGACAAAGUAUCGUCUUUAAGUGCUAGUAGCAGUGAAGAUGAAGCCGAGCCAAUUGUGAAACCUAAUAAGCGUAAAUCUGGUGCAAAGGCGACCUCGCAGUCAGAGGAUAAAAAAGCGUCAACUAGCGGUGCUACUACAGCUAAACGUCCUCGUCCCUCAGUUCCUCCUCCAGCAGCAACUCCCAUCACCACCACCACCACGACGGCACGACAUGCUGCUGUCACCAAGAGUGGCGGUGAGAGUUCUCCUGAAAACAAAUUGGCCAAAGGUAGUAAAAAUGGGCAAGAUAAAAACAAAACAGACACUAUCCGAAAACUCUUCCGUUUUGGGAACAAGCCCAAUGCUAAAGUGCAAAGCCCCUCCUUCGUCGAAACUGGUGACUCGGGUGGUGGUAAGAUUGUCCCCGCUACAGCUCCUUCUGCUACUACCGGAAAAUCAGGGUCCAACCGUGUGUCUGGAAAAGGUGGGAAGACUUCUUCCUCCACAUCUGCUCCUCACAAUGGUGACAUUGUUUCCUUUAGUGAUAAUAAGAAAAAAGAAGGAUCCAAAGAAAAAUCUUCCCAAAGUAAAAAACACCCAAAGCAAUCUACUGCAAAAUCUUCUGCUGCUUCUGCUGCUAAAUCCAAUUCACCUAACCAGGACCUUAGUGGAAGAUUAAAGGAUGACGGAAAGUCGGGUUCUUCAAGCAAUUCGUCGUCACUAAUAGUCCGGAUACCUCUUCAAUUUGUCACCUUAAUGAGGAGGAAAAAACAGCUAGAGCAGCAACAACAACAACAACAACAGCAGCAGCAGCCAGCAGCUGUCAAUCCAUUUCCGGCCCAACCUUCAAUUGUUUCUCCAUCAUUACAAAAAAUGGAAAAGGAACUUGAAAAAAUCAGUAAGGUCGCAAAAUCGGUGGCAGCUAGCACUGUAACCUCAGAGCCGCCCCAUCGAGUACCCAAAGUUCCCCAAAAUUCUAGUCGCGUUGGCAGCUCGAGUGACCCAACUAUUGUUCAACCUUCUCUAAAGUACGAAUCUGGGAUAUCCCACACCCGUGACGAUCCAUUGUGUUCACGAGCAGAGCGUCUUUCACCAGUCCGUUCGAAGAAGCGACCCAAGAAGAAAUCAAGGGCAUCGCCCAAGAAAGCGAAACCCAAGAGGGAACCUCCCGAUUCUAGAACAAAGUUGGAAGGUUAUACUACUGAUGCUGAAGUUUCUUCCGCAAAUGUAGUUGGUUACCCUCCCUGUGAUUCAAUAACAAGAACCCCCCCGAUUGACCCUGAUGUGGUCCAAGCGCCAGAUUCAUCACUAAAUCCUUCUCAUUUGCCGACUAUCCCACCUCAGGUCCAGUAUUUCAGCUACUUUGAAAAAAAUGACAUCAAAGAUGAUCUGUUUUCAAGAGAUCAAGAUUCAUACUUGGAAGAAGCCAAAAAGUUGAAACAUUCAGCGGAUCAAGAACGCACGAGUACAGCUCAGGCGUCAAUCAUCGAAAACAUGGAAAUGUACUUAGAAGCGGGAUUAUAUUUUAUUUUAACUGGAAUAAUCAUGGAGCGAGACGCAGCCGGAAAUAGCAAUGCGUCAUAUACAAUGUACCGAGAUACUUUAACAUUGAUCCAAUACAUUGGAACACGGUGGCGCAGCGCUAGAUUAUCCGGACCUGGCGAGCUACAGAAUCAAGAAGCAAAAAUCAUUACUCUUAGUAUGCGGUGCCAAGCUUUACUAUUUUGCAAGCUGUUCAAAAUGAAGAUGAAGGAAACUCGCGACAUGGUUUCCAACAUGCAUGACUACUUUACGAAGGCUGUUGUACGGGAACCAAUGAUCGUGACCAACAGUCCACAGUUAAGCACCCCAUCCCCUCAUUCUCCGACAUCCUCACCUGCAGGGUCGUCAGGAGUAUUGCAACACACGCCAUCCCCGCACCACCAGCAGAACCAUAUGCUUCCUAUCCCAAGAAACUUAUACAACCAUAUUCAAAAACAGUGUGGAAACACGUACAAUUGUAUUAUGGCGCAUGAUACAUGGGAACAAGCUGAUGCAUAUGUAUCUAGAUAUCGAUUAGAAGAUUUUUUCAUUGGAGUUGAUCGUCAAGUCGGCCCCUUAACGCUACACAGUACCCUAGUAGAUCUCGUGAGAUACGUUCGACACGGGCUACAAGUAAUUAAUGGAUCGUAGCAUUGGGUUUCUAUCCUAGUGAGGUCUAAACGGAAACAACUUUCCCCAAAUAAAAAGAAGAAACCGAAGAAACCGAAGGAGAAAAACAAAGCAAAAAAAUCGACGAAAAAGACGACGACGACGACGACGACAAAAAAGAAGAAAAAUUAAGAUUUAAUUAAAAAGUAAACAUCUAGAUAUAGACUCCAGUCUCAUUAAUUAAGUACACGAAAAACCACAUCUCCUACGAAUGGUUGCCAAUUCUCGUUAGUUUUAGUUGCACGGCUGUCCAGGAAGUGAAGUUAUUAUCAAUCUAUUUGAGGUACGAGCAGACAGCAGAGGUCUGAAAUUUUAUUAGAAUAGAUAGAGUUGACAUUACUUUUGGCCAUGUUGCAAAAAAUCCAUAAAAUCGCUAGUUUCGACAAAACAGGAUUUAGUGAAAGUCAAGCGCGUUAUUCAUUAUUAUAAAUACGUGCGGAUGAAGAGAAGAGUUUUAUACUAGCACAAAAGUUCAAGAUUACUAUAAUCCCCUGUCCAACUGUAAAAAUAUCUCACAAGGAACGAAAUUCAGGGAACUCAAUGUUCACAAGACACCAAUAGUUCUCAAAUUUCUAUCCGUUCUGUUUGCAUUGAAAUCCAGUCAUCGAAUUUGUUUAGGUUUUGUGCAAGAGCAGGAAUAUAUGCUACAGCGACAACGCCAACUAAGCCAAAAAGUAUCCAAGGGUUUCGACAUUUACGGUCAAACUCAUGAGUGGAGUUGGGAAAAACUCAUGGAAAGCAAUAAUGAAGAAAACAAACUGGAAUCUCAUAUCAAUUGGCUAAAAACGGGGGAUUGUGGAGGAGCUAAGAGUGUAACUUCUUCUGUUAAACUGUUCAUGGUUCAAGCAAGCAAUGGUAGCCUUACUUCCUGGACAGCCAUUAGUGACAUAUAAAAUAUCUAGCUAGAUCGUCUUACAAUGAUUUGAGACUGAGCAAAAUGUGUCGUGUAAGAAGAACGCAAGUAGACAUCAUCGCAGUAUUCAGUAAUCAAAACAGGAGCUGGGAAAAGAACCACCAGAAGUGUGAGAAUUGGUUCAUAUAUAAAUAGGUAUAUAUGUUCAAGUGCUCUAUUUGUAUCGCUUCUUAAGUAAUUCAUGGUACUUAUUUAAAUUGUAACAUUGCAUACCAACAAAACACUUCCAGCUUUCACAGAUCAUAAUCAGUCUCUUUAAUAAGUAAUUAUAGUUAGUUUUCUCAAAGUUUUAACAGUGUAUACAAAAAAACUGUUUCUCGUGUAGUUAAUGCAGCAAUUUUAAGGUUAUAUUAUCUUUCUACGAACACCUCGGUUUCUUUGGUUAGUUAUUUUUGUUGAUCGCCGGUUACUGAUAUAAGAAAAAUCUUCCUCUUAGAUGUGUUUGUAACAUCAAAGACAUUGUUAUACUCGUCAACGAAAGAAUUAAAUUUUGAAUUUGAAUUUGAAUUUAUCGUAAACUGAAUGCGUGGUGUUGACAUUGCUUUAUGUGUCGCCUUAAUUGUUUGGAUUAUCCUCAUCAUUCAUCAAUCAAUCAUUGAUGAGCAAAUAUUUUUAUUUUUCCUCCUUCUUUUUUUCUUUCUGCAUGACAAGCUGCCUCCUCCCCCUUAAAAAUCAAUACUCCUCACGCAUGAUAUCCCAUUCUUCUUAAUGUAAUGUUUGGAUAUUGAGUGGAAUAUGCAUGGGUUUUGCUGCUGCAUCCACCAAAAAAAUAAUCAUCGAGUGGCUUUCUUUAAAAAUAAUUGCCAACAGAUUGUGAUCGUGUGUAAAGGAUCUCGAAUCGUAGAGCCGUUCGUUUUCCAAAAAAAAACUGGCAGUAACGGUCAAGAUCACUUUGUUUGUGUUAGAAAAAAAGUUUUUCGCUUACAUUUCAUCCUUCUGGUUGUGCUUUAAUGGUCAUAUUUGUUAAUGAUAACAUUACCGUAAUUAACUUAGGAUAACAAGAGUUAGAAAGUUAGAAUAUGAAACUAGUCUAAGCAAGCACACGCCAACAAAAAAAAAGAAAAUGAAUGGAUACUCGUUAUUUUGAUAAUCGUCUGCAAAAAAUACUUUAAUAAUCUAAUGCAAAAAAAUGGGUGGACACAUUAUUAUUAAGUAUCAAUGAUUGACAAGAUUAAUUUCGUUAUUUGCGUGCAGCUAGCCAAACUUUGAUAUGCUGUGAAACAUAGUUCUUAUAAGUACAUAGGUUCAUAACAAAUAGAUAAAUCUUGUGAUCGAGCACUCCUCAAGAGUUGUCAUGAUAUAUGGAUAUCUUUUAGGAUAAGGGAAAGUAGAGCAGAUUUUACUAUUUAUAAGAACGACGUGAUGAUGGUAUAUCAUGGGUGAUGAUUUUGAAUUGAUUCCAUAUGCAUGCAUACCAAUCACCACCAUGAUUAAACAGCGCACUGGAUUAGUACUUAUCGUAGUGUCCCUCAUUACAUUAGUUAAAUGUACGAUAAUCAUAAGUUCAAAUAAGCAAACAAGUCUCGAUCCCAAUUCAGAGUGCAUGUAAUAAGUAUCUCCAAGUGCUAAUUGUACAAUUACUCAUCGUCACUACGACCAUCACAUAUUUACAUAAGCUUACGAUUCUUAUCCGCGUCAACAGUAUAUUUAAAACCUACAGAGUAGAGUUCUUGUUUUGAAACGGUUACAAUAUUUUAUUAAGACAAUGACACAAUAGGCUACAUACAUUACGUGGAACGGAUGUGUACUCUUGCGUAUUUGCGUACAUACAUAUAUUUAAUAGCGUAUGGUUAUUUGUAUUCAAUUGGUUUACUACCUUUCGGAGAAAAGGAGUGAAUAUUAAUAUUUGGAACAAUGGGACAAGGACAGGAAAGCAACAACUUGUGGUGAAUUGUUGAAUAUAUGACUCGGUGUUGUACAUAAAAAAAAACUUUAUUAAAUGGCAUACUAUGUAUCGUUAAGCUGCUACAUAUUAAUAUAUACUUUUAGUGAUACGAGCGGUUGUUAUAUGUUUCUUUAAUUACUUAACUCUGGCUUUAUGGGUAGGAAAUAAUAAUAGUCAUAUGGUAACAAUAUGUAUGUAUGUUGACUUGAUUGGCAGGAAUGGAAUAACCCUCCAGUUUUACAUACUUGCUUAUGAAUUAUUAUAUCGUUUGAGAAAAAGAAUGUUUAUUAAAGGAGACUGAAAGUUGUUACAAAUUC